UAUUUUUGUUUCUCGCUUUGUGAGACAUUUGCAGAUUAUUAAAGAUCUCCAAGGAAAAUAUAUAAAUUAAAAAUUAUAAAAGGACAGCGCGAAUAAAUGUAGAAAAUAUGCCGUUCCCAGGGUACCCAAGCCAAUUUUACGACAACUAUGAGGAUAACGACGAUUCGCGGUCCAACCAUUACGAUCAAAAUGCAUAUGAUAGUGAAGAGGACACGGACGACGCGAGUGAAACGGAAUUUAGAAAUCAUAGUCGUUGCAGCAAUGCUACAAACACAACAAAUGGUGGCAGCAAUCAUGAGCUGAAGGAACAAGUGUAUCAACACAAGCUAGCCAUAUUAAACAAACAGCGGGAGGAACUGAGGUAUCUCACGCAUCCCGACUACAUUAAACGUGUGAAAAAGCUUGAAUAUCAAUGCAAAGAACGUGUGAGGCUCAAUGACAUCUACAGAGAAUAUUUAAAAGAGUGUGUGGAAAAGGACUACCAAUCCGAACGACGAGCAGGGCAAAAGGAGUACGAGGAAAAGAAGAUCGACUUAAAGGAGAACAUUCUAGCUGAUUUAGAGGAACGAAAGAAGCUUAUCGAAAAUGAACGGUAUAAUUUAGAACUAACAAAUGACUCGACGGAGAUAAAGCCCACUAUUACACGUAAACUAAGACGGCGCCCAAAUGAGCCAGUACCGGUGGUCGAGAAGCGGCGGAAACCUACAACCGGCCAAUUACUUGUGUACUUGUUGGACGAAAAGGAAAUCGAAAUCGAUGUGAAAACGAUACUACGAGGCAAGCCACUAGCACAAACAACGCAACAAAAUGGUAUAGGUGGCAGCCCAUUUAGUAGCCUACAGCACGGAGGUAUGCUAGCCGAAACCACCAACUCAAAUGUCAGCCCUAGUGUUGAGACACGUAUUGAAGAUGGCAAACUACUAUAUCAGCGCCGAUGGUUCCAUCGAGGUCAACAGGUAUAUGUAGAAGGAAAGGAUUUGGUAAAAUUUGCAGCAACAAUAACAGCCAUCGGCAAUGAAGUUGUGUGGGUGAAAAAAACAAAUGACAGCAAAGUUAAAAUUAGCAUGUCCCAUUUGGCUAAGGGUAAAGUUACAAUUAAACGACGUGCCAACUGAUCCAACGCCAAAUGCGGCUCAGUCGGCUGCAAUUCUAACAAACCGAGCACCACUUCUUCUACAGUAACAAUAGCAACAUAGUUGAUAUUGUUAUAAAUUUAAUAAAUAUUUAAUUUUAAUUGCGUGUAAUUAUAGCUGUAGUAUUUUAUGUUUAAACAUUAAUGUUAUGUCUCGCAAUAACUUAUUUAUUGUUCCAACAAGAGAAAAAACUAGUUUAUAACACAAGUGUAUAAUACUUAUAUAUGCAAAUUUGUCAGUAAGCAGUACAUGAUUAAAUUGUGGUGUAGCAAAUAACAUUACACAUA
This is a messenger RNA of Anastrepha obliqua, 1420 nucleotides long. RefSeq names its product sin3 histone deacetylase corepressor complex component SDS3. Gene Ontology annotation, cellular component: Sin3-type complex. The transcript is spliced from 6 exons. The coding region runs from base 108 to 1115 and encodes 335 amino acids. Gene Ontology annotation, biological process: negative regulation of transcription by RNA polymerase II. NCBI's taxonomy places the organism in Eukaryota, Metazoa, Arthropoda, Insecta, Diptera, Tephritidae. Gene Ontology annotation, molecular function: histone deacetylase binding. The record is from RefSeq and is a predicted model, not a curated record.